GUCGGAACUGUACAAAACACAACUGCCGCUGCGAUUAUAUGGACGUCGCCGCCGCCCAGGAGGAGGCCUCCUCCUCCUCCUCCUCCUCUUCUACAGCGGCUGCCGCAGUGGCCAAACCCCCCCGGGCUCCCGAUUUGUUGAUGUCGCCAGAGAUCGAGACCGAGAUCGAGACCUGGCAUAUCACGGGCGUGCCUCCGUUUCCAGAGCUACUGCAGUGUCCACGCAACGGCUGGUUCGGUCUCGCUCGCUCUGACCUCCGUCUGAUCCAUCACAUCAUCGGCCUGUCCAUCGACCUCCAUCGCCGUGGGUUCAGUACCUGCACCGUCUGGGCGCAGAAGAUGCCCAACUUCCUCGCUAUCGCGUUGUCCAAUGACUAUGUGAUGAGCUCCAUCUUAGCCCUCUCGGCCUCACAUCUCGCCUGGAUCACUCAUAACCAAGAGACCACCCAGCUCGCCUAUCAUCACCGCGCAACAGCCUUCAGAGGCUUGAAACGCGCCAUCGGCGCCUUCUCCAAGGAUAAUUCGGACGCCCUCCUCGCAGCGUCCAUUUUGCUCUCCUGGCAGGCCACGGAAUGGAAUGACUGGGCUUUGUUGCAGAAAGGUCUUUCCACGAUCCUCGACGCCAUGCUUCCCAUCUGGAAGCAAGAAUCAGAUCUGGCAAGAUUUCUAGAAUCCCAAAGGGCUCUGGCAAUCCCUGCAGUCACGGCGGGGUAUCCAUCUCCACAGGAAGACCCCGCACACCUGGAUCAGACCAUUGCAGCCCUGCAAAACGUGCAGAAGCAGGUUGGGCAUAACCAGGAACAUUACCGUCGGUUGGAGGACCUGCUCGACUUUGUUCGGCGCUUUCGGCGCGACCUCCCAAUGCAGACCCCCGAAACGGCCUUUGAGCGGAUGCAGACCCUCCGCCAGUGGCUGUUCUGGCUGCCCCCCGCCAUGCUCCGCGGCGGCGACAGCGACAUGGCCGCCCUGCCCGUGUUGGCGCAGUUCUUCGGCAUCGGGGUCGCCCUGGAUCGCGUCGUGCCGGAGCUGGGAGGCGCCUACCUGGCCCCUCUAUCCAUCGGCCCCGCCGAUGACAUGUAUCGGAUCGUCGUGUCUCGAAGCUCAUCCGACCCCUUCAACCCCGAAAUCCAACAUUCUCUCGCCCUCAUGGAUCUCCCGCGACAUAUCGUUGCCCAGCACAAGAACCGCCUUCACUGGUCGCCCCGCCCCUCCAUCGACCCUUACUCGCCCGCCUCCUCGAGCCCCUACCCGGCUCUGCACGACUACGGCGUCGCGCCCCCCUCCACCUCCUCCCCUUCGUCCACCUCGCCCACCUACGCCACAUAUGCCUCCCCCGGCCAGUCGCCUCCUCCCGUUGCGGUCCCCAGCUCGCCGUUCCCCGUUGUGGGGAACUAUGUGACCACCACCACCGCCGCCGCCCCGGCAGCAGCCCCCUCACAAGCGUACUAUCCGCCGCCCUCGCCGCAGUUGCUGACCCAGCUCCGCACCACACGCGCCGAUCUCUCUGGCUACCACCACCAUCAUGGCCAGGCAGGCACACUUCCCCGUUCCCCGGUAUACUCGCCAACAUAUGUCGAUGACAUGUUCUGUGGCGGUGUCCCUCGUGUUGACGGCACUCCUCUGGGCUCAAAUAUGGGACUGUACCAUACCCACAGCCCAGAGUCUCACGCCAUUCCCAGUGGGGGUUUAAUGACACCUGAACUCUGGACAUGAAAGAUUUAUCCAAUGGUCUCCAGAUUAAAUGGGACAUGCGAAAAAAAAAACUUUUUUCUUCAAGUGCAUUGUCUGAGGCUAGGACUACAACUCUGGCAGAGUUCAUUAUCUUUGUCUGGCGUUUUUUUUUUUAAAAAAAAAAAAAAAACCGCC
This is a messenger RNA of Penicilliopsis zonata CBS 506.65, 1865 nucleotides long. RefSeq lists its product as hypothetical. The record is from RefSeq and is a predicted model, not a curated record. Gene Ontology annotation, molecular function: DNA-binding transcription factor activity, RNA polymerase II-specific. The transcript has 4 exons. Lineage: Eukaryota; Fungi; Ascomycota; Eurotiomycetes; Eurotiales; Aspergillaceae. The coding region runs from base 39 to 1712 and encodes 557 amino acids. Gene Ontology annotation, biological process: regulation of transcription by RNA polymerase II.